Molecule: messenger RNA, 2226 nt
Organism: Aphanomyces astaci
Lineage: Eukaryota; Oomycota; Saprolegniomycetes; Saprolegniales; Verrucalvaceae
Exons: 7
Coding region: 30-1460 (476 amino acids)
Biological process (GO): proteolysis
Cellular component (GO): membrane; chloroplast thylakoid
Molecular function (GO): metalloendopeptidase activity; ATP binding; ATP-dependent peptidase activity
Source: RefSeq, a predicted model, not a curated record
GUUUGGUGUGGUCAAGUGUUGCCGAAGCAAUGAUCACCGACAUCGCAGCUCGAUCUAUGUUGCGGUCGGGGCUGUGGAAGCAAGCAUUUCACCACCUUCCGAGAAAUCUCCAUACUUCGGGACAUGCUCUCAAUUCCAGUAUGAGAAUGCAGGGCUUGGUGAUGCCGCAGACAGCGGCGGGUCCGCGUCGAAAUUUCUUCAACCUUACGGGCCGCAACAACAAGAAGCAGCUCAAGAAGAUGGAGCAAGACGCGAACGCGAACCCUGAGGACGCGGGUCGCCAAGUCAAGUUCCUUCAAGCUCUGAACAAGGACUACCCAGCGUUGGUCGUCCGUCGCGUGGAAGAAGGCCGGUUCGCACUCUCCCAGGAAGCGUACCGGGAAUACAUCAAAGCUCUUGUGCGCACCAACCGCAUGGACGCCACGGACACGAACCUCCUCUUGGCGAAGAUGCAGUCGGCGGCCCCUGCUUCGGCGAUUGCCUCGUCAAACGCAUCAGCACUCGCGACCAGUGGCGCGCCGCUUUCGUCGGCUUUGGCUGCGGCCCAAGGCCUGUCCCCAAACGAGCCCAUGUACGUGUCUAUGGUGGAUGGAGGGUUCAAGAAGAACCUGUGGCGCACGGCGCGCGUGGUCGCGUUGGGGUUCAUGGUCAUCUCGGCGUUGACGGCGCUGAUUGAAGAAAAGGGGCUCGGGGGCAUCGGCGUCAAGUCCAAGGUCACGACGGCGAUCGGAAGCGACAAAAAGUUCGCCGACGUCAAGGGCGUGGACGAAGCCAAGGAUGAAUUGGACGAGAUCGUACAGUAUCUCAGGGAUCCGGAUAAAUUUACCCGAUUGGGAGGCAACUUGCCCAAGGGAGUGCUCCUCAUGGGGCCUCCUGGUACGGGGAAGACGUUGCUAGCGCGUGCAAUUGCCGGCGAGGCUGGUGUGCCAUUCUUCUACUCGUCGGGCGCGGAGUUCGAAGAAAUGUACGUCGGUGUCGGCGCUCGUCGUGUGCGCGAUCUGUUUGACGCGGCGAAGAAGAAGGCGCCGUGCAUUGUGUUUAUCGAUGAAAUCGACGCCAUUGGGGGCACCCGACAUUUGAAGGAACAGUCUGCGCUGAAGAUGACAUUGAACCAACUUCUCGUGGAAAUGGACGGGUUUGACCAAAACAAAGGGAUCAUUGUCAUCGGGGCCACGAAUUUCCCCGAAAGCCUCGACAAUGCGCUCACCCGCCCCGGACGCUUUGACAGACACGUGACCGUCCCGCUUCCCGACAUUGCCGGUCGAAAGGACAUUUUGGAGCUGUACACGAGCAAAAUUCCGUUGGGCAACGACGUCAACCUCGACAUUUUGGCCCGCGCGACGCCUGGCAUGUCGGGCGCGGAGCUGUCCAACCUGGUCAACGAAGCCACGUUGCGGUCGUCGCUUCUCAACCAAACUGUACUGUGCGAUGCAUAUAUCCUCGUUAUCAUAUGUGCAUAGGUCGUGGACAUGUCUGCAUUUGAAUUCGCCAAGGACAAAUUGCUCAUGGGCGCCGAGCGCAAGUCGGCGAUCAUUUCCCCCGAAAGCGCGCGGUUGACGGCGUACCACGAAGGCGGCCACGCGCUCGUGGCCAUCAACACCCCUGGCGCCCACCCAGUGUACAAAGCGACCAUCAUGCCUCGAGGUCAAGCGCUGGGCAUGGUCAGCCAACUGCCUGAAGGCGAUCAGACUAGCAUCACGCGCAAGCAGUUGCUCGCGCGGUUGGACGUGUGUAUGGGCGGACGUGUGGCCGAGGAAAUGAUCUUUGGCAAGGACGAAGUCACCGGCGGGGCGUCGUCGGAUAUCAUGCAGGCGACUCAGUUGGCCCGACAAAUGGUGACCAAGUACGGCAUGAGCGACGAAGUUGGGAUUGUGUUUCACGACUUGAAAGGCAACGACACAUCCGCUGCCACCCGCACGUUGAUUGACAAUGAGGUCCGAAAGUUGUGCGAUGCGUCAUACAAGCGGGCGUCCAGCAUCCUUAUGAAGAAUCGCUCCGAUUUGGAGACGUUGGCGAAAGCGUUGCUGGAGUAUGAGACGCUCUCGGGCCAGGAAAUCACCGACAUCUUGCGCGGCGUCAAGCUGAACCGCUCCAAGGAGAUCAAGAAAGCCAAGCAGUAGUGACCUUUAUAUCCGGAUAAUGCAACCCGGAAAACGUCGUGUGUAUCCGGAUCACCUAUCCGGUCGAUUUGAAUCCUUGGCAUUUGCAGAAUUUUGCGCGCGCGCG